AUCUCACAAAUCUUACCCAAUAAUAGUGACUUCACAUCAACUCCCCUUCAUCAUCUUCAGUACUGUCUCUUCACUAAAGGAUUCCCUUAAAUUUCACUAACAUGUUCUUGCCAAAAUACAGAUACCACCAUUCACUCACUGACUCACUCAACAUAACUCCUCCCCUUGUGUCUUGUCUUUGCUAGUAUAGCUAGACAAACCAAACCCUAUUCAUUUCUCUACUUACUUGUAUUAACAAAAAAAAAAAAAAGACAUAUAAUGGAGGAAAUAAUCUCAUCAUCUUCUGCUGCUGCUUCAAUAUUUUCAUCAUCAAAUCAAGAAACAACUGCUAUCCAUAAUAAUAAUAAUAAUCUUCAGCAGAAACUUCAGUGUUUACUUCAAAGUACUCAAGAAUGGUGGACUUAUGCAAUUUUCUGGAGAAAAACUUAUGGUUCAGAUAGCAACAACAGUGGUGGAUUGGUUUUAGCUUGGGGUGAUGGUCAUCUACAAGGAACUAAAGAUAAUACCAUUAACAGACAGAUGAACAACAAUUCCUACAAACAAUUACAGCAAUAUCAUCAAUGGUUUGUUUUGGAUAGUAGGAAAAAAGAUCAGUCUCUGGAAGGAAUGGUUACAGAUGCUGAAUGGUUUUAUAUGGUAUCGUUAACUCGAUCGUUCGGUGACCGUGACGGUAGUAUCCCCAGUCGAGCUUAUAGUUCCGGCAAUACUAUAUGGUUAAGUGGUUCUCAAGAUCUUCAAUCAUUUGGAAGGAACUGUGAAAGGACUAAAGAAGCUGAAAUGCUUGGGAUUAAAACUUUAGUUUGUAUACCUACUUCUGCUGGUGUUGUUGAGUUGGGUUCUUCGGAUGUUAUUAUUCAGCAAGAUUGGAGUUUGGUCCGACAAGCUAAAUCGUUGUUCGGAUCUGAUGAUAUGACGGCACCGGGCUUGGUAAUUUCAAAACAGCAGCAGCAACAACCUAAUAAUGGAUUGAUUUCAUUUCUUGAUGAUAGAUCGCUUUCGUUAACCGAUCAUGAUAUCGGUUUAAUCGCCUCCUUACAAGAUGAAAUUAGUCCUCAUGCUACUGACCUUCAUCAUCAUCAUCAACAGCAAAAACAGCUGCUAGACUUUGAGAUGUCGCCAAAGCAGAAGGUGAUAUCUACCAAUGGUACUCAAAGCUCAUCGGUGGAUUCAGAACAUUCAGAUUCCGAUGGUGGUUUAUUCACGAUCACUCCGGUAUUAGAUAAAAGAAGGCAACCGAAAAAAAGAGGUCGGAAGCCUGGUAAUGGAAGAGAAAAUCCAUUAAAUCAUGUUGAAGCUGAACGGCAAAGACGUGAAAAGCUUAACCACCGGUUUUACGCGCUUCGAGCAGUGGUUCCAAAUGUUUCAAGAAUGGACAAAGCUUCAUUGCUUGCUGAUGCAGUGUCUUAUAUCAAUCAACUCAAAGCAAAAGUGAACGAAUACGAAUCAUCGCAAGCUCAAAUUGACUACAAGAAGAAGAAAGUAAAGAUUGAAACUCAUGAAAAUGGAUUAACAAGUAGAGGAGAUGGAGAUUCAACUUCUACUACUACUAAUUCUUUUUCUAAUGAUCAAGAGGAUGUCAAACUGGAAACUGAAGUUAAGAUAUUGGGUUGUGAUGCAAUGAUUCGAGUUCAAUCAGAGAAUUUGAACCAUCCAUCCGCGAGAUUAAUGAAUGCGCUUCGAGAUCUAAAGUGUCAAGUUCAUCAUGCAAGUGUUUCAAGUGUGAAAGAUUUAACGUUACAGGAUGUUGUUGUGCGGAUUCCUGAUGAACUGAAGAAUGAAAAUACUUUAGAAGCUGCUUUACUUAGUAGAUUCAGAACUAGUACUUAGUAAUAUUAAUUUCAAUCUACUUAUCAUUAUGUUUUAAUUCUUAUCAGUUUAGUUUUGCUUUGAUGUAACAAUAAAUGGCUACUCAUGCCUAAAAGUGUAUUCUAAAGUGUAACUCGUCUAAAUUAGGUUGUUAAAAUUGUGGGUGAAAAUGAAAUGCCUUUAUAUUUUUCUUUCUCUUCUGCAA
Papaver somniferum (opium poppy) is the source of this 2011-nucleotide messenger RNA. Its product is annotated as transcription factor MYC3-like. Gene Ontology annotation, biological process: regulation of DNA-templated transcription. NCBI's taxonomy places the organism in Eukaryota, Viridiplantae, Streptophyta, Magnoliopsida, Ranunculales, Papaveraceae. The transcript is spliced from 2 exons. Gene Ontology annotation, molecular function: protein dimerization activity; transcription cis-regulatory region binding; DNA-binding transcription factor activity. The record is from RefSeq and is a predicted model, not a curated record. The coding region runs from base 259 to 1827 and encodes 522 amino acids. Gene Ontology annotation, cellular component: nucleus.